This is a messenger RNA of Mycena citricolor, 2217 nucleotides long. The record is from the annotation of a GenBank genome assembly. Lineage: Eukaryota; Fungi; Basidiomycota; Agaricomycetes; Agaricales; Mycenaceae.
ACUCAUUAUCUUCAUUGUCCACCGAACAUGGCGCGUCAACUGGUCGUGUUCGAUUUCGACUACUCUAUGGCAGACAAUGACACGGAUCGCUGGGUAUUUGAAGUAAACGCGCCUGAGAUCCGGCGCUGGAUCGAGGACAACGAGGGAGGGAUCCAGUUCACGGAUAUGAUUGCGCAAGCACUUCGCGAUGCACAUGCGCGUGGUGUCACACGCGAACAGCUGGAGAAUGCGUUACGGAUCAUGCCAUUCCAUCCAGCCAUGGUCCGUGCUAUCAAAAACCUCAAUGCAGGUGGAAAAACGACAUUUUUCUGCCUGUCCAAUGCCAACUCGAUCUACAUCUCGACCAUUCUCAAGGAGCAAGGCCUCGAGUCGAUGUUCACAGAAAUUGUGACAAACCCGGCAGAGUGGACUGAAACGGGUCUGCUCGCUCUCCGGCGGCGCGUUGACCCUAGUGGUCCUCAGCAUGCCUGCACGGUCGGUUGCAGUGCGAAUAUGUGCAAAGGUUGGGAGGAACUUGAGACCUUUUAUGCGAGACAUGAGCCCACGUUCGACCGUGUCGUCUAUGUUGGAGAUGGAUCGAACGACUUCUGCCCGGCACUCCGUUUGCGCAGUCAAGAUUUGCUUCUCUGUCGCACGUUCGGAGGCCUUCACAAGCGGAUCGCGAGGGACGGCGGGCUCAAGUGUUCCGUCAAAUACUGGACAGGAGCCUGGGAAGUCGAAGAGGUCUUCAAAACAUUGGCAUAGACUGGAAUAGACUCGACGCAGGAAUCCCCGCUGUGGAUGGAGUAUACAUUGCUGCAAAGAUCAUGUCGUUUACAAUAUAUACAGCUGCGAGGCUGGCUCACAAGUCAGUGCGUGAGUGAGUGAGAGAAAUGGAUGAAAAGGUAAUGAUUUAGACAACAAGAUUAUCUCGGCCAAGAGUCCCCUGCCCCAUUGCUCGCUCUACGGCCAUCCUUCAUAACCGAGCCCAACUGCUGCUGUUGCUGCUGCUGCUGCUGAUCUUGUCCAAACGGAUUGCGUGCCGCUCCGACUGGGGGGAGUACACCCGAGCCGUAGAAGGAGGGCGGCACCGCUUGGGCUGGGGGGACGACGUUCCCGGCCAUCCGAGGGGCGCCACCGGGCGAGUACGGCUGAAACUGGUCGGGCUGCAUCGGCAUGAACAACCCACCGAUAUCAGCACGGGCAUCGAAUCCUUGGCUGGACUGGCUGGACUGGGCAGGUUGUAGCGACGGCGGACCUUUGACUUGGGGCGGGCCACCUUGCCCAUAUGUUGCUGCGUAACGGUUGCCUGACGUCGUGACACCGCUCGUAUAAGCCUGCGCUGGACUGGUGAUCGGGGCAACAGACCCAUAUGGACUAGAAUCAGCCCGUCCUGCAGCAGCAGCGGACCGAACGUUCGACAUCACCACAUCCCUCCGAACGGAAGUCUCGUCGGUUUCUCCCGGCUGGUAAACAUGGGCCAGCUUCGAUGUCGGGGGCUGGUAUCUACUCCAGUUCGGCUGCCCGCCAGCAGCCAGAUUCCCGCUCGCCACCAGUUCUGCCUGUUGCUGCAAGAAUUCGAGUUGGGGAUACGGCACAGCCGCAGCAGGCUUGCCACCAGCCUGUCGUCGCUCCCAUUCUUGCAUCGCAUCGUCCCGAUUGAGGACCGGAGUCAAGGCAUUCCUGCCCUGGAUCACAUCUUCAUUCAUGUGCCUCAACCGGGCCAACGCCGGCGGGACUGGAUCCAACUGAUUGUUGAUGGUAUUUGCGCGCGCACGCGACUGGGAUUGAGCUUGCGGUGGUGCGUUUGCAGUCGCAGCUGGAUAGUACGACGCGUUGUUUGCUGCUGUCUGUGGGGAACCAGAGUAGCUGCCGGCGGCGACCAUAGCACGAUGAUUGGCGGACGGAGGGAGCGAGUACCCGGAGCCCACCUGGCUCUGGCCUUGACCUUGGUAACUAUUCUCUGGCGGCGACGGGUAGUUCGAUUGGGACUGGCUGAGCUGGCUCUGUUGUUGGCUGCUAGCCGGUGUCAUGUACGGAUUCCUGAAUGCUCCAGCUUGAUUUUGCUGGGCUUGUUGUGCCGCAGUGUACGCUUGGUGUUGGCCGAGAUGGUGAUUGUAGCUCGCGGCGUCGGUGUAUGCCCGGGUUCCUUUGGGUUGCGAGGGCACCAAACCGCCGUACGGUCUUUUCGGGUCGACAACGGCUGGUGCAAUCGGGGCCGGUGGAGCAAGCCCAUCA